Molecule: messenger RNA, 1385 nt
Organism: Drosophila ficusphila
Lineage: Eukaryota; Metazoa; Arthropoda; Insecta; Diptera; Drosophilidae
Gene: Gr10a
Product: gustatory receptor 10a
Biological process (GO): sensory perception of taste
Cellular component (GO): membrane
Source: RefSeq, a predicted model, not a curated record
CCCAGUUGGCCGAGGAAAGCCAGGCGAGAAUGACUUCGGCGGAGGAGCUGAGCUUCUGGGAGCGGCACGAGUUCAAGUUCUACCAGUACGGACACGUGUACGCCCUGAUCUACGGCCAGGUGGUGAUCGACUACGUUCCCCAGAAGGCGCUGCGGAGGGGGGUGAAGAGUCUGCUCAUCCUUUACGGCCACCUGUUCAGUCUGCUCCUGAUCCUGGUGCUGCCUGGCUACUUCUGCUACCAUUUCCGCACCUUGACCGACACCGGCGACCGUCGGCUGCAGCUGCUCUUCUACGUGAGCUUCGCCAACACGGCGAUUAAGUACGCCACGGUGAUAGUCACCUACGUGGCCAACACGGUCCACUUCGAGGCGAUCAACCAGAGGUGCACCCUGCUCAGGAUGCACUUGGGGGAAUUCCGCGAGGCGCCGCGGGAGCCGAAGAAGCCCUUCGAGUUCCUCAUGUACUUCAAGUUCUGCCUGAUCAACCUGAUGAUGGCCAUCCAGGUGUGCGGCAUCUUCGCCCAGUACGGCGAGGGCGGAACUGGAGCCCUGAGUCCGGUGCGGGUCCACUUCGCCGUCUACGCCUUUGUGCUGUGGAACUACACGGAGAACAUGGCCGACUACUGCUAUUGGAUCAACGCCUCGGUGCUGAAGUACUACCGCCAGUUCAAUCUGCAGCUCACCGAGCUUCGGGCAGAGAUGGACGCACUGCGUCCGGGCGGAAUGCUCCGGCAGCGAUGCUGCGACUUGAGCGACCGCCUGGAGGAGCUGCGCCGCCGCUGCCGGGAGAUCAACGAGCUGCAGCGUGAGAGCUUCCGCAUGCACCAGUUCCAGCUGAUCGGACUCAUGCUGAGCACCCUGAUCAACAACCUGACCAACUUCUACACCCUCUUCCACAUGCUGGCCAAGCAGUCGCUCGAGGAGGUCAGCUUCCCGGUGGUCGUUGGCUCCGUCUACGCCACCGGCUUCUACAUCGACACCUACAUCGUCACCCUGGUCAACGAGCACAUCAAGCUCGAGCUCGAGGCCGUCGCCCUCACCGUCCGCCGCUUCGCCGAGCCGCCGGAGCGGGACGAGCGGCUCACCAGGGAGAUAGAACACCUUUCGCUGGAGUUGCUCAACUACCAACCGCCAAUGCUCUGUGGUCUUUUGCACCUGGAUCGCCGACUGGUCUACCUCAUCGCUGUCACCGCAUUUUCCUAUUUCAUAACCCUGGUGCAGUUCGAUCUCUAUCUGCGCAAGAAGUCCUAGCCAACAAGAUUACCAUUUAAGCUUAAAACCGAAACUUAAAACACCAAACUAUUAGAAUGCUAAGAAACAAAUACCAAAACUGUACCUUAUUAUAUGUAAAAAAAAUUAAAACGAGUCUGUGCCUGCUAUCAGCUA